Messenger RNA from Sphenostylis stenocarpa, 285 nucleotides. The record is from the annotation of a GenBank genome assembly. NCBI's taxonomy places the organism in Eukaryota, Viridiplantae, Streptophyta, Magnoliopsida, Fabales, Fabaceae.
AUGGCCUCAGAUGCUUUUAAUUUCAAUGACAAGAACAUCGUGUUUCGGAAACUCAAGGCAAAGUCUGAAAACAAGAUGUGCUUCGAUUGUAACGCAAAAAAUCCAACUUGGGCCUCCGUCACCUAUGGCAUCUUCCUCUGCAUCGAUUGCUCUGCUGCACAUCGUAGUCUUGGUGUCCAUAUCAGUUUUGUCAGGCAAGUUAUAAUCAUUUUCACUGUUCUUUCAUGUAUUCGCAACUACAUAUUCCGACGUCAUGUUCUCUGUUUAAUAUUUGCCGUAGCUUGA